Aethalodelphis obliquidens (Pacific white-sided dolphin) is the source of this 1538-nucleotide messenger RNA. RefSeq names its product dynein axonemal light chain 1 (gene DNAL1). The transcript has 7 exons. Gene Ontology annotation, molecular function: dynein heavy chain binding; alpha-tubulin binding. NCBI's taxonomy places the organism in Eukaryota, Metazoa, Chordata, Mammalia, Artiodactyla, Delphinidae. The record is from RefSeq and is a predicted model, not a curated record. Gene Ontology annotation, cellular component: cytoplasm. Bases 86 to 637 code for a protein of 183 amino acids. Gene Ontology annotation, biological process: outer dynein arm assembly.
UGUAUUUGUAUACAAUGGAAUAUUAUUCAGCCAUAAAAAGAAGGAAAUCCUGCCAUUUGCGACAUGGAAGGACCUUGAGUGCGUUAUGCUAAAUGACAUAAGUCAGGAAGAGAAAACCAGUCAGAAGCCAUCCGAAGCCAGAGAGAUAAAGCUGUAUGCCCAGAUUCCCCCUAUAGAGAAGAUGGAUGCGUCCUUGUCCAUGCUUGUUAAUUGCGAGAAGCUUUCACUGUCUACAAACUGCAUUGAAAAAAUUGCAAACCUGAAUGGCUUAAAAAACUUGAGAAUAUUGUCUUUAGGAAGAAACAACAUAAAGAACUUAAAUGGACUGGAAGCAGUAGGGGACACGUUAGAAGAACUGUGGAUCUCCUACAAUUUUAUUGAGAAGUUGAAAGGGAUCCAUGUAAUGAAGAAAUUGAAGAUUCUUUACAUGUCUAAUAACCUGGUGAAAGACUGGGGUGAAUUUGUGAAGCUGGCAGAACUACCAUGCCUAGAAGACCUGGUGUUUGUAGGCAAUCCCUUGGAAGAGAAACAUUCUGCUGAAGGGAACUGGAUUGACGAGGCAACCAAGAGAGUACCCAAACUGAAAAAGCUAGAUGGUACCCCAGUAAUUAAAGAGAAUGAGGAAGAAGAUAACUAACACCACAUAUUCCACUUUGUGUAACUUAUUUAAAUGUCAUGAGAACAAUAGAUAAGUUUUGUAUGGUUGUCUAUUUUAAAGAUUCUGUGUGGGGCAAAUGGUUCUUAAGAUAAAACGAAUCUUUCAUUCCUUUUUUUCUCAUAACCUAUUCAGUGUUUCUCCCCCCAAAUGAUAACACCAACUUUAUAUAUUCUAGUGCUCUUUUUAGAAGCUAUAAAUUUUCAAUUUUUGUCUUCUUCAGUCCCAGUUAUGUACUGUGUGGCCCCAUCUACUGAAACCUUUAUAGACCAGUCAUUUUUAACAACAAAGGAACAAAUGUGAUUCUUUAUUCAGUUUGUUCAGUUUUUUCAUUUUUGUUUGUUUUUUUUUUUAGGCCAGGCAUUUAAAUAUAUACACUUAACUUUUGAAUCUGUAGGCCAUCUUUCUUGAAGGUCCAUCUCUUUAUGACUCAGAAGCACAAAUGUGUCAUGCCUUUGGUUUGGGAAGAGCUCCUCUUAGAAAUAUAGCAGCAGUCCUAGAAUCAAGACUCCAAAGUCCAGUUUGAAAAACUAUGGUGAAAAAAGGAAAAAUUAGUACCUUGGAGGCCUUAUAGCCCAUGUUAUAUUUACUUAUUUGUUGUUCCAAAAGUGUGUGCAUUGUCAACUGGAAUUUAUGUUGUGUUUACCUGCAUGUCCACUCAAGUCCUGCAAACAGUCAGCCAGUCAUUCCGUGACCCAGGUCAGUGGUUAAAAUGACUGUUAUAAUCACUCCUUUGACCAAUACUUUGGCCUUAUUACACAUAUGGACCUGAUCUUAGGCAUACUUUUUGGUUAUAGUUCCUUAUAUUGGGUUGGCCAAAAGGUUUGUUCGGUUUUUUCCCGUAAGAUGGCUCUAGUAGCACUUAGUUGUCUUUAACUUCAUU